Messenger RNA from Epinephelus fuscoguttatus (brown-marbled grouper), 7740 nucleotides. RefSeq names its product lysine (K)-specific demethylase 4A, genome duplicate a (gene kdm4aa). Bases 173 to 3319 code for a protein of 1048 amino acids. The transcript has 22 exons. Gene Ontology annotation, biological process: chromatin remodeling. Gene Ontology annotation, cellular component: nucleus. The record is from RefSeq and is a predicted model, not a curated record. Lineage: Eukaryota; Metazoa; Chordata; Actinopteri; Perciformes; Serranidae. Gene Ontology annotation, molecular function: histone H3K9 demethylase activity; histone H3K36 demethylase activity.
AGCUCCAUGUAAACAAACAUACACUGGGCAUGCGUCACUGGGAUAAUGGAAGACUGUCUUUUUCCUCCCGCACUGAUGAUGUCUGUAUUUCUACUCUACUACCUGUAAUCUGAACUGAAAACAACUCGUCUACAUUUCAGCGUGUAGUUGAGGUCAAAGUAACAAAGCCAAGAUGACUACAGAUAUGCCAGCCCAAACCGUGAGCUCCAGGAUAAUGACGUUCACCCCCUCCAAAGAGGAGUUCAAGGACUUCAGUCGGUACAUUGCCUAUAUGGAGUCACAAGGAGCACACAAAGCUGGAAUGGCAAAAGUUAUUCCACCUAAUGGCUGGAAACCUAGACAGACAUACGAUGAUAUUGAUGACCUGGUAAUUCCUGCUCCUAUUCAGCAGGUCGUUACUGGCCAGUCAGGACUCUUUACACAGUACAACAUCCAGAAGAAGCCAAUGACUGUCCACGAGUUCCGCAAGACCUCCAAUUUGGAUAAAUUCUGCAAUCCCCGAUAUGUGGAUUUUGACGAGCUGGAGAGGAAGUUUUGGAAGAACCUGACCUUCAACCCACCUCUAUAUGGGGCUGAUGUCAGCGGAACACUGUAUGAUCCAGAUGUGACUGAAUGGAACAUCGGCCACCUCAACACCAUUCUGGACACUGUGGAGAACGAGAGCGGUAUCAAAAUCAAAGGAGUCAACACACCUUACCUCUACUUUGGGAUGUGGAAGAGUGCCUUCGCGUGGCACACAGAGGACAUGGAUCUGUACAGCAUCAACUACCUGCACUUUGGAGAGCCAAAGUCCUGGUACGUUGUCCCACCAGAGCAUGGGAAAAGACUGGAAAGACUUGCCAAGGGUUUCUUUCCAGGGAAUGCUCAGAGCUGUGAAGCCUUCCUGCGUCACAAGAUGACUUUAAUUUCACCGUUAAUCCUGAAAAAAUAUGGCAUACCAUUUGAGAAGGUCACUCAGGAGGCUGGGCAAUUCAUUGUGACAUUCCCAUUUGGUUAUCAUGCUGGUUUCAACCAUGGCUUCAACUGUGCUGAGUCGACCAACUUUGCCACCCAGCGAUGGAUUGAUUAUGGCAAACAGGCAACACUGUGUUCGUGCCGUCAGGACAUGGUGAAGAUCUCCAUGGAUGUGUUUGUGCGCAAAUUUCAGCCUGACCGUUAUAAGCUGUGGCAGGCAGGGAAGGACAACACCCCCAUCGACCACUCUAAACCCACACCAGAGGCUGCAGAGUUUCUGAAAGAAGACAAGAGUGAGCCUUCAAAAGAGACUCCCAUUGAAGUUGUAUCUGAGGAGCCAAUGUCCCCUGCCCAGGAGGACAAAAGCAGUCCAAAGCCUCAGACUGGGACAAAGCGUCAGCUUGAAGCCUCUGAAGACAUCAAACCUGAGGUGACCAUUAAGGAGACUGAGGAGGUGGAGCCAAAGAAGGCCAAGCUGUCACGUAAGGAGUCUCCAAGUCAAGUCCCUGUCAAGACAGAUAAAGACACAGUGAAAGUCAAGACAGAGCCCAAGAAGGAGAAAGACACUAAGCAGCAGACUAAAGCCCAGACCAAAGCCAGCACUAAGAAAACUGGCAGCCGACAGAGCACGCCAAAAAAAGAGAAAAACAGUGUUUCCGAUGUGUGUCCUCCCGAGCCUUUUGAGAGCCAGGUGGUGGCUCUGUGCUCUGAGGAGGCAGGUGGCAGUGAGGAGCCUCCGCUGGGCAGCAGCUGCAGCCCACCACACAAACUAUUUCAGAGGACGCUGAGCCCCACAGAUGUCCUGCAUGUUCACAGCUAUGCCAAAGGAGACUACGGAGAGGGAGAAGCCCCGCCCAAGGAGGAGAAGAAGAGUGAGGCCAGUGACAAUAAGACGGAGAGCAGACAUGUUAGCAAAGCACAGGUGGCAGAAGAGGUGGCUGGAGAUGGAGAGCCAGAGAGUGACCUAGGGCAGCUGCCAGGCCACCAUCCGCUCAUAAAGGAUGGCAUGAGUGAUGAAGAGGCCCCAGAGGAGGUCCACACAUUGGAGGAGGGUGGUCUGGAAGGGGAGAGCUGGGCUAAACCCCUGGCUCACCUGUGGCAGAGUAGACCUCCCAACCUGAAAAAAGAGAGGGAUUACAAUCAGCGCAUGGGAUCCAAAUCUCCAUAUUGCUCCAUCUGCAUCCUCUUCCACACAUACCGUCAGACUGAAUGUGGGAACAGUGUAGACGCUCCUGUCAUACUUAAUGGUGGACGGAUGCGGACCAAACCUCUUAUCCCAGAGAUGUGUUUCACCACCACCACGGAGGAGGACUCUGAGUGUGAGGAGCAGCCCGUCACCCCUCAUCUAGAGGAAGAUGGAACCAGCCUCCUCAUCAGCUGCUCUCAGUGCAGCAUCCGGGUUCACACCAGCUGUUAUGGUGUGGAUCCAGCCACUGUGAGCAACGAGUGGAAAUGUGCACGCUGCAAGGCCAACGCCAUGAAGGAGAAUUGCUGUUUGUGUUCACUGAGAGGUGGAGCCUUGCAGAAAGCCAACAAUAAUAAGUGGGUUCAUGUGCUGUGUGCAGUAGCUGUGCUGGAGGCACGCUUUGUCAACGUCACUGAAAGAAGUCCUGUGGAUUUAAGUGGAAUCCCUUUGCAGAGAUUUAAACUGAAAUGUUACUACUGUAAGAAGCGGAUGAAGAAGGCGUCUGGCUGCUGCGUGCAAUGCUCUCAUGGCCGCUGUCCCACUGCCUACCACCCCACCUGUGCCCAGGCUGCUGGAGUGCUCAUGCAGCCAGAUGAAUGGCCCUUUGUGGUCCAUGUUACCUGCUGUCGCCACAAAGGCCCAACUCAGAUUGAGCGCAAUAAAGCAGUCAUGCAUGAGCUGACUGUGGGACAGAAGGUGAUAUGCAAGCACAAGAAUGGCCGCUACUACCAGUGUGAUGUGGUGCAGCUGUCUAAAGAGACGUUUUACGAAGUCAACUUUGAUGAUGGCUCCUUCAGUGACAAUCUCUUUCCUGAAGACAUUGUGAGCCGAGACUGUGCUCAGUUCGGACCACCAGCCCAGGGUGAAGUGGUCCAGGUGCGAUGGACAGAUGGCCUGGUGUAUGGGGCCAAAUUUGUGGCAGCGCAUGCCAUCCACAUGUACCUGGUGGAAUUCGAGGAUGGGUCACAGCUAACAGCCAAGAGAGAUGAUGUCUACUCUCUGGAUGAAGAACUCCCCAAGAGAGUCAAAUCCAGACUGUCUAAAGCAUCAGACAUGAGAUUUGAUGGCAUCUUUGAAGAGAAAGAGAUUAUCCAGGAGUCGAAGAGACAGAGAGUGAUCAACUCACGUUACAGAGGAGACUACAUAGAGCCUGUGAUAUACAGAGCCAUCAUGGAGUAACCCUCACUCCCUGUCUGCUCACCCACACACCACCAGCACUGACAGACUGAACUGUGCUCACCGUACCUUAACAUUGCAGCUAGCCACUGAGAGAGUGUAGCUCCAGAUGACUUCCUUCAGGACCCGCUUUGGACUGUUAUUGAUUUCUUACUUCUCAUUCAUCCAUCUAUGUUAAUUCAACAAGAAUUAUUUUUGCUCUGUUUGACUGUGAUCAAAGAAACAGCAGUAUUUUUUCAUUUCAGUCUUUCAGUAGGCUGACAUCCAGUCCUGACAGUACAUAAAAGUAGGAAGCAAUACAAAAAUGGCAUUUGUUCAGUAAAGGAGCAUUUUGACAGUGAGGCACCCAUGAAAACGACAAUGUUGGUGUUAAACAUUAAUCCACAGUAAUGUUGAAUACAUUUAAAUUAACUCUGCCACACAAGUGUUUAAGGUUAGAGGGUAAUAUAUGCCUUUUCUGCUGCCAUUAGUGUCUAUGAUAUGGAGCCCCACAAGUUUCAGAGGUAAAGGUUUUGAUUUAUUUUAUUUAGAAUUUGUAAUUUACUAAAUUGCACCCUGGAAUAAGUCUUUCAAAAUUACCAGCUUUAUUAUAGUUAGUCCUUUAGUUCCUGUCCCCCCACAUUCUUUGAUUUAUGAAUUAAUUUGUGUGCCCAAAUUGUUAAUUUGAGGGUAUAAUUUCCUUAAACUUGUGCUGAAAUUAUCAAAAAUGGUUUUGGGCACAACUAAUUAUUAUUUUUAUUUUUAAUUAAUUGGCCAGUUUUUUUUAUCUACGAUAUUAUUUUGCCUAUGCAGUGUGAGAAAUGGAUGAAAAAUGCUCAUCGCAAUUUCCCUGACCUGAAAUGAACAUAUUUAUGUUGUGUAUUAUUAUUCAAUUUUUAUUUAGUUUCACAUUGGAGAAACUACAACCAGUAAAUAUUUGCUAUUUUUGCUUAAAAAAAUGACUGAAAUGAUUAAUUUUCUUUUGACUGACUAAUUGACUUUUUGACAUUUCAGGUCUAAAGAUGUUACCCCUCAUACCUGCCAUAUUCUGAAGAGGCUAGACUAGAGUUCCACCAUGCUACUUUGACUCAACACAACUUUAUUUAGGAAUGCGCACCAUUUGAGCAUGUAAAUUAGAAUAAUUAAGUCCUUAAAACUAGAUAUUGACAUAGGACCGCUUUCCAAGACAGGCCUACAAUAUUACAGAAUAUAUCAGGACCCUAACCGUGUAUACAUCAAUCAGCCAAAACAUUAACACCACAGGUGAUCAUCAUGUUACAAUGCAGUGUUCUGCUGGGAAACCUUGGGUCCUGGCAUACAUGUGGAUGCCACUUGAUGGUAAUGGCACUCUCUGAUGGAAGUGCUCCCCCAACAGAACAAUAUGCUGUGCCACACCAUAAAAAUUGUUCAGGAAUGGCCCGAGGAACAUGACAAAAAGCUCAAGAUGUUGACCUGGCCUCCAAAGUCCCCAGAUUCCAAUCUAUUCAAGCAUCCAUGGGACGUGCUGGUAAACCAUCUCACAAACCACAGGACUCAAAGGAUCCUCAACAAAUGCUCCGGAGCCAGACACCACACCAGGGCAACAGGUCAGGAGCAUUUCAAGUUACAUUUAACAUGUUACUUUUGGCUGAGUGGUGUAUUUCUUAAGUGCUGGAUUACUAUUAGCUUGCCAGGCUAAACUAGCCACACUCUGUCUCUUUUGCGGGUCCAUGUCAUUGGUUCGACAGACCAUUGGUUCGACAUCCCAUUAGUCCGACUGUCCGCGGUGCUGAAUGGCUCGCGGCGGGUGUAUGGUGCGCCGCGACCAGCUUGAGGUGGAGCAGGCUCAUGGCUUAUGUGUUUGUCACUUUCUUUUUCAUUUUAACCCACACCACGAUCUUUUCCUGACCCUAACCAAGUGUUUUUUGUGCCUAAACCUAACCGGACCUUAACCACAGGGCAUCAUGAUGAUUUUGGAACAGACUUUGGAACAAUGAGUUUAAUAUGGUUGGAACAAUGGGAUGUCGAACCAAUGGGCUGUCGAACCAAUGGGCAGUUCCCCUCUUUUGCUUUGUCUGCUCCCAAAUGACAUUGCAUAUCUACUUGCAACAAAUGGACAGAGAUGAUUUGCAUAGCAAGGAGUUUCUCAAUAAAUUGCAUUUGAUAUAACCAAGCCAACACAAGCCCUUACCUCAACAAAAAAGUCCUGUAUAUCAGAAAAAGGAACCAGAUGUGCAGAGCUCUACGCAAGGCCCAACAGUGAUCUCAUUAGUCAUCCGCUCCAUUUACUGGAUGAAAACCUCAUUGGCUUUACAAACCACACAAGUUAAAGAAUACACGUCAUUGAAGCGGGUAUUUUUCCUAACAUGAGUUGAUAUAGCCACAGUCUUUAGAAUCCAUCUACAUGAUUUAACAGGUGGAAAUCAGAAAAGAAAAUUGCACUGGUAUUAUCCUUUUAAUUAGCCCAUAAAGUUUGUAUCAAUUAAUUAUCUGAUAGCUUGGAAUAAUGCACAAGUACAUAUACAAGAAAAAAAAAACACCUCACAAUACGAAGCUACUUAGAGUUUUUCUAUACUAGUGCAGGAGCAGUAGCUGAGUUUCUGUACUGAUAACCAUAUAAAUACUUUUUUUGAUAUCUUUUACAAAUUGCAAACCUUUUAAAUUUUGAAAGAUUUUACACAAGUGUGCAUGGAAGAUAAAGAAGCCAAAGUUCUUACAUGCUGCCUAAAGACAAAUAGCUGUACAAGAACUUUGCCUUAAACUGGCUAAAAUUUCAGUAGUCUGCAACGACCUCAUCAAAGAGUAAGCAAACAUGAUUACAAGUUUGACCAGAUAUUAACAGCUUUUUGGUACUUGACAGCUUUCACUACUUGGUGCUACGAACACAUUUUGGCCUAUAUAAAAAACAAAGAAAGGAAAAAAAAAAACUUCUGAGUAUAGUUUGCAUUUUGAAGUGGGUAUCGGUAAUUGAGAGUUUAAAAAGAAAACAUUACCAAAUUUCAAUUACAUUUUUGAUGAGGAUUGGUUGAGCAUGGCAUUCAUUUGUAACCUUAGGAAGAGUAGUGCAACAAAAUAAUUUUAUCUCACAGGUUUCUCUCAAGAGCUUUCAUCUGGGCUUUCAACUGCAGUUUGAAGCUUUAAAAAAGCCAGAAGGUGGCCUUUGAAUUGAGAUUAUUUUGGUUUCAUAAUUUGUUAUUAAAAUAAGUUUGACCAACAAAUGAAUUGAGCAGACAAUACAUUCUAUGUUGUGAAAAUAAACUGGGGUUUAGCCAUAUUGAGCUAAAGAGAAGAUUGCUGCAAACUUUGUGUGAGCAGUUUAAAAGUUUUUACUGAACAGUUUUUCACGUUGUUUAAAAGAACCUCCCUACAACUUCAGUAUGUCAAGAACCUUCUCACACUUUGGCCUUCAGUCCUGAAGGGGAAAUUCAAGUUUUCACUCCAUUCUCACAUACAUAUACACAGAGUAGUAGUAGACACUUUUCAUCCCAGCAUUCCAACCAACAUGGUUGUAACAAAUGGAGACAAAAAUAAUAACACAUGGAUAAAGCAUUUCUUGAAAUGGGAGCAAUGCCAUUGAAAUGACUGAUGAUGCCUCUUCUUUAACUAGGAGCUGCAUUCCUUUACGUUUUAUUUAGUAGAAGUGAAUUUAGCUUUUACACAUUGACUUGUUUUUACCAGCCUAUUUAUUAAGGUGCUUUGAGAAAGUAACUUGUGCAUUACAGACAUGGGUCUGCAGUAAUACUGCAGAGGUUCAGGUUGAUGUAUGUUCCAUUUUUUUUCUAGAUGCAUUUUAAAGAACCCAUUCAGAUUUUUAAUGCGCUUUUGUCUAAGCAGUUGUUUCCUCACUCCUCUACUUAAAGUUGUGCGUUGCAAUUUUAUUUAAGUCCAGUUUGUGAGGACAUUUGAAUAGUUGUGUGCUGCCAUUGCUAAUUUGUUUUUUAAAAAAGUCUGUUUUUAGAAUGUUAAUUGUACGUUUAUAUAAUGUCUUAUGGAUUGUGCGGCCCUCUCUCUUAGCAAAGCCCAUUGAUCACAUUGCACUUGUUACUGGGACAUGGUGGCCUUCACAUGUCAUCACUUGCCUGUGAACUUGAUCCUGUUCCGGCAUUAGACUGCAGGAAGAGGAAUGCUAGUUUUCUAACUAGUCGUUGCCAAUUCAAAGCACCUGCCUCAGCCCAGUGGAGAAUGAAUUUAUUUUAUUCAUAACGUAUCAACAGAGUUGUACAUGGAGAGGGGGGAUUUUUCUAUUCUAUUUUAUUGCGUUGUUUUGUAAAAUAUAUUCUAUGUGUAUUUUCACAGAAACCUGUUAAGUGUAAAUGUCAUCUAGUCUAUUUUAAGAUGUUACUUGUUUACCCAGGAGAUGAGCUGUCUGUUGUUGCUGUCUCCUCCUGAAGAGAAAUAACUCAACUUCCAGAUUAUCAUUGAAGCAGUUUGUAAAAUUAAUUUGUUUCAGUAAAGAAUUUUCUUGA